AUGACAGACGGCGUUACAUUACAUGGAGAAACCGAUGUGACGGUACAACGGCAGCAGCAGGAGCGGAACAAACGCAUUGGAGGUGGUGCUUUCCACCCCACAACCCCUUCAGUGUACCGGUUUGAAAGCAGGGAUGAUUGUACAGUUUGGGAGACAACAAGUGCUCCACACACCCAGAAGCGCAGUGCUGCUGCGGACGAAUAUGUUACCGUAUGUCUCAGCCCAUUUCACGGUAGAAGACCCACAAUACUAUUUAAACCGUUUGAUCGACCGUGUGACGAUGAUUUACUUGGAGCUGAUAAACACAUCUAUAUUGAACCCUCACCACUGCCAAGGCUUCAAAGUGAUGCAACUGAAGAAAGGAGUCAGGAAGAAGGUGUGUUUAUUAAAUGCCAGAGGACGGAGCAAAUUGCCCGAACUGGACCGUACGGCACGCUCAGCUUUACGAUGCCUGCCCCCGCAGUCCGCUUUUCUGCUGUUAUGUGCGCUCUGGAGCGUGCGGGCUUUGUGGAAGACACAAGUUUACUCUCCAAAUCCUGGUUGCUUAAAUGGUGCAAACGCCCCGUACGCAGCGAUUUUUCAAAACUGAGAUUGUUUCAACGUAUCAAUCACUUCCCGGGAACGUGGCGCCUCGGUAAGAAGGAUGAGUUGCAUCGGCACCUAGUCGCUGCAAGAGUGAGGUGGAACGCACAAAUUGCUUCGGAUAGUGGAGGCUACGGGGAAAGGCACCGCAGUAGCACUAACAGUAAUGGUGACUGCUGUGAAGGAGGGAAUAGCGAACAUAUGAAUUUUUUCCCGGAAGCUUGGGUGUUGCCAGACGAACAGGAGGAACUGAAUCGUGUACUGUGUGCGAAAGAAGAGCGUGGUAACGUGUUUAUCGCUAAGCCCACAACAGCCGCAUGUGGGCGAGGUAUUCAACUCUUGGUAGCUGGGGAGCCUUCUCAUUCCAGUUUAAUGCGGCGACUAAAUGGUGUACACAAUAAUUCGGAUAGUACGCAGAGAGGACGUGGGGAAAACAACACACCCAACUUUCAAUGUAGUAACGGUGCCGACAUUCGUAGGUCAUCUAAUCGAAUGAUAGUGCAGCGCUACGUUUCGGAUCCACUGUUAGUUGAAGGCUAUAAGUUUGAUUUGCGCCUCUAUGUUGUUGUAACGUCAUAUGUACCUUUGCGCGCGUACCUCUACACGGAAGGGUUGGUGCGGUUCGCAACUUCUCCAUACCCAAACGACCCCGCCGGAGUCCGUGCUGAGGCGGUGAUGGGUGAGAGGACGCUUACGGCACAUCUUACAAAUUUUACCAUCAACAAGAAAUCGGAGGAUUUCUUUUCGCCUGCCGGCGUGCACACCAACGAUGCCGACGUUGAAGACACCGCGUCUGUAAACAGCGCUUCAAAGUGGACCCUUAGUGCUCUUGAAAGUCAUUUUAACAAGCAUGGUUUGGAUUGGGAUGGGACAAUGAAACAAAUACACGAUAUUCUCGUAAAAGUACUCCUUUCUGUGCAGCCCCACGUGAAGGCAGAAAUGGACUCUAUAGCCAGUGGCGGCAGUGGGAGCCGUGUGAGGGACAGUUGUUUUGAAGUUUACGGAGUGGAUGUUUUGCUGCGCAGGCCACCAUCCUCGAAAGUAAUACCGAUUCCAGUUCUAAUGGAAGUGAAUAUUAUGCCGUCCCUCAGUACGCACUACUCGUUGCUUGAUCAGUGUGUAAAGGGCAAUUUUGUUGCAGAUAUGCUCACGUUAGUUGGUCUUACUGCUGGUUCAUCGCCUGUUAGCGCUGGUGGUACGCGCUGCAAAGGCAAUGGCGACGGCAAUAUGUCUCCGAGUGAAAUUUACGGACAUGCAUUUCUUGAUUCUUUGAAUGAUGUAACGGAGCGGGAGGCGUGUGUGAGAGCGGAGGAAGAGCAAUUGCGAAGUAGGAACUUCAUACGAAUAUGCCCAACAUCAGAGUCAUACAACCGCUAUUGUGCUUUGUUUAGCGAGCCGGAAGGUGUGGGAAACAGAUGCCGCUCGCUGGAUGAAGUGUUAAGCGCAUGGGAACAGGCCAGACGUGACAACCCCCCAUCGUGGGCUUCUUAA
Trypanosoma brucei brucei TREU927 is the source of this 2073-nucleotide messenger RNA. RefSeq names its product tubulin-tyrosine ligase, putative. The coding region runs from base 1 to 2073 and encodes 690 amino acids. Gene Ontology annotation, cellular component: cilium. The record is from RefSeq and is a predicted model, not a curated record. The transcript has a single exon. NCBI's taxonomy places the organism in Eukaryota, Euglenozoa, Kinetoplastea, Trypanosomatida, Trypanosomatidae. Gene Ontology annotation, molecular function: tubulin-glutamic acid ligase activity; tubulin binding. Gene Ontology annotation, biological process: protein polyglutamylation; microtubule cytoskeleton organization.